AUGGCAGUGUUUUGUAUUGCGGAGAGAUGUUCAAUAUCGGCGUUUAUUAAAAUAUCUGGUGUAAGGUAUAACUCAUCUUCAACGGCUUCGAAAACUGCUUCUACAACUCAAGGUGAAUUUCGAGUAUUGCAAUUGAUACCAAAAAAAGAAGAAGUUAAAAGAUAUGAAAGAAACACAGCAGCUAUACCACCGCGGUCAGAACAAAUGCCUGUUGAUCAAGAUUGGCCGUCAGUAUGGCCAGGUCCCAGGACGUUUCACCCAGCAGUGGUGCCGUUGCCUAUUCGCCAGGGGUAUCCUAAUAAAAAUGAAGCACCACCGAGCAAAUGGGGAAAUGCGGAGCUGAUGAAGAUACCCAAUUUUUUGCAUUUGACUCCACCGGCUAUCCAGAGACACUGUGAAGCUCUGAAGCAGUUUUGCACCAAGUGGCCAAAAGAAUUAGACACCAAUGAAAAGUGUGACCAACACUUUCCAAUUGAAUACAUUUCUUCAGAGUACUGUUACUCGUCGCCGACUAUCAAAGAUCCGUUGGCGAGAAUAGUUACUAUGAGAGUCAAAGUAUCGUCGCUGAAAUUAGACACUCAUGCGAGAGAUAAAUUUUUAAGAUUAGUUGGACCUAGGUAUGACGAAAAGACGGAUUAUGUGACAAUUGUGACAGAUAGGUGUCCUACCAGGAAGCAGAAUCGAGAUUAUGCUGAUUAUAUUUUAACUGCACUCUACCAGGAGUCUUGGGUAAUGGAACCAUGGGAAGCUGAAAAGGCAUUAGCAGACAUGGAAUACUAUGACUGGGAUAAGAACAAGAGCCGUAAUACUUUAGUAUCCAUUCAUGCAUGGCCGAAUAAUCCACCAGAAGACCUUGAUUAUCAAAAAAUUCCGAACGCUACUGAGUACAAAAUGGCAGUAACUGAUUUAAUAAACACCGGAGAAGAUCAUUUUACUGUUAAUAAAUACCGUGAAUCAGUUAAAAAUUUAUUACACUUAAAAAAGAGUCAGGGUAGUUCUAAUUAA
This is a messenger RNA of Cotesia congregata, 1005 nucleotides long. NCBI's taxonomy places the organism in Eukaryota, Metazoa, Arthropoda, Insecta, Hymenoptera, Braconidae. The record is from the annotation of a GenBank genome assembly.